Molecule: messenger RNA, 2924 nt
Organism: Talpa occidentalis (Iberian mole)
Lineage: Eukaryota; Metazoa; Chordata; Mammalia; Eulipotyphla; Talpidae
Gene: TCF7L1
Product: transcription factor 7 like 1
Exons: 13
Coding region: 1-1887 (628 amino acids)
Biological process (GO): regulation of transcription by RNA polymerase II; canonical Wnt signaling pathway
Cellular component (GO): beta-catenin-TCF complex
Molecular function (GO): DNA-binding transcription factor activity, RNA polymerase II-specific; RNA polymerase II cis-regulatory region sequence-specific DNA binding
Source: RefSeq, a predicted model, not a curated record
AUGCCCCAGCUCGGCGGCGGCGGCGGAGCGGGGGGCGGCGGCGGCGCGGCGGGCGCCGGGGCGGCCGGCGGCGGGGACGACCUCGGGGCGAACGACGAGCUGAUCCCCUUCCAGGACGAGGGGGGCGAGGAGCAGGAGCCGAGCAGCGACAGCGCCUCGGCGCAGCGAGACCUGGACGAGGUCAAGUCGUCCCUGGUCAACGAGUCGGAGAACCAGAGCAGCAGCUCGGACUCGGAGGCGGAGAGGCGCCCGCAGCCCGCCCGGGACUCCUUCCAGAAGCCGCGGGACUAUUUCGCCGAAGUGAGAAGGCCCCAAGACGGCGCGUUCUUUAAGGGCCCCCCGUACCCCGGGUACCCCUUCCUGAUGAUCCCGGACCUGAGCAGCCCGUACCUCCCCAACGGACCCCUUUCUCCUGGAGGAGCGCGCACGUACCUGCAGAUGAAAUGGCCUCUCCUGGAUGUCCCCUCCAGCGCCACAGUCAAGGACACCAGGUCACCAUCCCCAGCACACUUGUCCACUGGCCUCCGUGGGAUUCCUCAAACGUGCCGAGCAUGCUGCCCACCUCAAGGUCACUGCACUGAUGUUCCUUCUGCCAAAAUGCUCUUGCCCCACAUAUCUACACAUCCCACCUCCCACUUCCCUCAGUCCAAUAAGGUUCCUGUUGUUCAGCACCCACAUCACAUGCACCCGUUGACGCCCCUCAUUACCUACAGCAACGACCACUUCUCCCCUGGUUCCCCUCCCACACACCUCUCCCCAGAGAUCGAUCCAAAGACAGGAAUCCCCCGGCCCCCUCACCCAUCUGAGCUGUCUCCAUACUAUCCACUUUCUCCUGGAGCUGUCGGACAAAUCCCCCAUCCCCUCGGCUGGCUCGUUCCACAGCAAGGACAGCCCAUGUACUCCCUUCCUCCCGGUGGCUUCCGGCACCCCUACCCUGCCCUCGCCAUGAACGCCUCCAUGUCCAGCCUGGUUUCCAGUCGGUUCUCCCCUCAUAUGGUGGCUCCAGCCCAUCCUGGUCUACCCACCUCAGGGAUCCCCCACCCCGCCAUCGUGUCACCUAUUGUCAAGCAGGAGCCUGCACCCCCCAGCCUGAGCCCGGCUGUGAGCGCGAAAUCACCGGUCACGGUGAAAAAGGAAGAAGAAAAGAAACCCCACGUGAAGAAGCCUCUUAAUGCCUUCAUGUUGUAUAUGAAGGAGAUGAGGGCCAAGGUGGUGGCUGAGUGCACCCUGAAGGAAAGUGCAGCCAUUAACCAAAUCCUGGGAAGAAAGUGGCACAACCUGUCCCGUGAAGAACAGGCCAAGUAUUACGAACUGGCCCGCAAGGAGCGGCAACUUCAUUCUCAGCUCUACCCGACCUGGUCAGCCCGGGACAACUAUGGUAAGAAAAAGAAGAGGAAGAGAGAAAAGCAGCUGUCGCAGACACAGUCCCAGCAGCAAGUUCAAGAGGCAGAGGGGACUCUGGCCUCCAAAAGCAAGAAGCCAUGCGUUCAGUACCUGCCUCCGGAGAAGCCCUGUGACAGCCCUGCCUCCUCCCAUGGCAGCAUGCUGGACUCCCCUGCCACUCCCUCUGCAGCCCUGGCCUCGCCAGCUGCUCCUGCUGCAACCCACUCAGAGCAAGCCCAGCCCCUCUCCCUCACCACCAAGCCAGAGACCCGGGCUCAACUGGCUCUCCACUCGGCUGCCUUCCUGUCGGCUAAGGCCGCAGCCACCACCUCUGGCCAGUUGGGUAGCCAGCCACCCCUCCUCUCCCGACCCCUCCCCAUCGGGUCCGUGCCUACAGCUCUGCUGACUUCUCCUCCUACCUUCCCAGCCACACUCCAUGCCCACCAGACCCUGCCAGUACUCCAGGCCCAGCCUCUUUCCUUGGUCACCAAGUCUGCCCACUAAGCUGCCCCCUGACCUACGCAGGCUGACAAGUGACUCAUCGAGUAGUAAUGAUUCAGAAGAAAAAAAAAGAAACUUUAUUGGUCAAUAUUUGACCACUCUGGACUGUUCUGUAAAGUGACUGGUAACAACAGCACUUUACAUUUUGUAGAUGUAACCAGUAGCUGAUCUUAAGGCUUUUUUAAAAAAAACAAAACAAACAAAAAAAAUUCUUUAAAAGAAAGAGAACUGAACAGUAGUGUGUUAUUCUCCCCUAAGUGCUGUCGUGGAUGGACCUGGGCAGAAGACACCCAUCUCUCUACCUCUUGUUCCUCCUGCCCCCUCCCUGCUCCCCAUGCCCACCAUGUCCUGCCCAGUGCGCAUGUUGGCCACUGCUGCCGUUCCUGUCUGUCCCUCUUCUAGAUCCCACUGCUGGACAUUUACUUUUAUCUCGCCCAAGUUUUUUCUCCUUUCCUCAAUUCCACCGGUUCUUUGCCUCCUUCGUUCUCUGCCCAGUGUAAGGCUGUCACCAUGUGAAAAGCCAGCUCUGCCUGAUUUUUCUCCACCAGCAUCUCCUGCCCCUCAGUGAGCCCUGACCCACCAGUCUCCAGCUUCCAGUAGGGAAAGAAGUUCUCUGAAAUGGUUCUUCCCCACAUUUGAAGGGACUCAAGGUGUGUGCCUGCCACUUCCUCCUCGAAGAAGUCUGUGUUCCACCCCCUUACCAAUUGAGAUCUGAUCUUUCCCUGAUGGUCCCAGCAUGGCAGAUGGGACCGGGCUCCUAGGCCUGGCUCCUGUCCCCUGGGUAAGUGCUAGCACAAUCUGCCAAAGUUCUAAAGACCCUCCUCCCCACCACCUCACAUGCUUCUGUGUGUAUUUCUUUUUGUUUUUAUGGGGGUUUUUUUUGGAGCAAUUUAAACUCCCAGUUGUUUAUUUUCACAAAAGAAAAUAAAAUUGCAGUUGCAAAACCUUUUCUGAUUGUUUCAGUCCUUUUGUUGAAUCAAGUCCCAACUUCAUGCCAAGCCCUGUGAAAGAUUUCUGUGGAGAGGCAGAAAAAGAUCAUC